UGCUCUCACCAAUUGAUCUUUCCUUAGGUAUAACAAAACCUUUGUAUUUAGACAGACUGAAGUGGAUGAAUUUAGGAACUCUACCUAGUAUUAUGAAAAUGACCAAUACGGGUGAGACUGUGACAAUCAGUGCACAGUGGCCAAGCUCUCCGCCCUACUUGGUAAGUGGCCCACUGGACGACAGUUAUGUUUUCUCACAGAUACACUUCCACUGGGGUACGGGUGAGCACGAUGGAAGUGAACACUCCAUUGAUGGUUCAUGUUAUCCACUAGAGAUACAUGCUGUGUUUUACAAAUCUCAGUACCUCACACAAGACGCAGCACUUCAGAAAGAUGAUGGAAUAGUUGUCAUUGUUUACUUGUGCAAGCUGCGAGACCAAUCGUCUCCUUGUUUCAAGUGGUUGUCACCCUACCUGGAUCAGGUGGUGGAACCAAAGGUUUCUACAUUGUUAGCUCUGGUCCCUCUUUCGUCUCUGCUGAUUCCCUUCACUCUGGACUAUAUCCUGUACUGGGGCUCCCUUACUGUGGGUCACUGUUCCCAUGUCAUGCUUUGGCUCAUUUCAAGGGCAGCUUUAGGCAUUUCCUUAGAAGAUCUCAAUAAAUUCAGGAAAUUAUUUUGCUCACGAAAAGAAGCUUUGAAUAGAAAUUUCGUAGCCGUUAAUUUAACUCAAGAUCGGACUGUUUUUCAUGUGAACCCUUCCAUGGAAACAAAAGACUUUCUGCUUCCAGGAAUAGUUGAGCCACUUAUGCAACUCUUUGAUUGUGAACCAAGUGGUGAUUAUACUCAAAUGACAGUGCUGAACCAAAAACAGGCUGAUCAGAUCUUCAGAAAGAAGUGUAGUGAGAAAGAGGAUCUGGUAAAUGCCCCAAAAGAGGUUAACCAAACCACAAAUUUAAAGGAAACUAAAUCAAAUUCACAAAAAUUUGAUUUGAGCAAUAUAUCAAAUUGUGAAAGUGCUGAAGAAUUGAAGAAAACUAUAACAAGACACAACUCUUAUCAGAGUUUGUCAAGUUCAGACAAAAUAAGUGACACAAGCCCAGUAAGGAUUUCUGUGAAUUUUAAAACCAAAAUAACAGAUCAAAAUGGUAAUGUACAGGAAAUUAGCCCAAAUUUAACCAAGAAUGAUUUGUAUAAAUGGUAUAAUUAUGAACAAUCAAAGAAAACGCAUAAAAUGUUCUUAAGAAAAAAAUCGGAUCUAUUUUCAUUAAGUUUAUUGAAAUCAAAUGACACCAGUCCAACAAGAAUCCCUAUAAGUAAAACAAGAAGUGGAGAUUUGAAAGAAGAAAAACUGAAACAUAAAUUUAAAACAACUGGUAAAAGGGAAUUAGGGAUACCACGGAUUAAAAAAGGUGUUGAGUUAAAAAGAGUAAACAGUGAGAGUUUGGUGACAAAAAAUGUUCAUGAGUGUUCUGUGAGCCAAAACAAAAAAUCUCCAGUCUCUUUGAUGAGCAGAAAUACAACAGAAAUACCUUCUAUCAAAUCAAAACUUCCAAUUCGGACAUUUGAUAAAUCCUUAAAAUCUUCUUUGGUUAAGUAUUUUUCAAAACCUGGAUCAGCACCUCAGAGUGAAAAAUCUCAAACAGAAAGUACAGAACAAGAGAAAUACCAGACUGGGUCAAGAAAUGUAUGUCUUGAAUACAGUCCUGAGAAGAUUAAAAGGCCUGUUUACAAAUAUUUUCCAAAGCCCUUGGGUAUUAACGAUGGAAAAUAAAACUAUAAUUAUAUAAAAAAUGUAUAAUUUUUAAAUUGAGACGUAUUGCAGGCUACUGAAAACUCACUUAAAAUGUGUUCUUUAUUAUUUAUUAUUUAUAAAGUAUAAAAAUCCAGUACAAUUCCUUUAAAAGAACCUUCUGUUCUGAUUUCAGGUAAACUACCACCCCCGUUCUGGAGUACAACAGCAAAAUUUAUGAGUAGUCUAUGGUGUAAAACAAAGAAAUUCUCUUUGUUGUGUUUUGCAUGUUACAUGUUUUAAAUUCUAAAAUUAAAUAUUUUUCUCCUUAAAGUAUA
Molecule: messenger RNA, 2008 nt
Organism: Homalodisca vitripennis (glassy-winged sharpshooter)
Lineage: Eukaryota; Metazoa; Arthropoda; Insecta; Hemiptera; Cicadellidae
Exons: 1
Coding region: 66-1712 (548 amino acids)
Cellular component (GO): cytoplasm
Molecular function (GO): carbonate dehydratase activity; zinc ion binding
Source: RefSeq, a predicted model, not a curated record